AGACGUUUGAUAUGGACGAUCUUGAUUACCCUGCCUUGUCUGGCUGUAACGAUCGUACUCCUCGUUGCUGUUCUCUAUCCAUCCUACUCACAUCCUCCACAACAUUACAACGUCCUUCGUAGACACGCCUUGGGAUCAACAGACCCUGGACGUAUCAAUCUUCACAAAGAGAAUAUAUUCAUCGCAAGCAGUAUCUACGAUAAGCAGGGCAAACUUACCUCCGGACCAUGGGCACAAAGUAUACUCAGUCUUAUAGAUCUCCUAGGACCUGAGAACGUAUUCCUUAGUAUCUUUGAAGACGACCCAGAUAGCUUGGCAAGAACAUCUCUACAACAUUUCUCCAAGCAAGUCGAAUUUGCGGGACAUGUUGAUCGUGCGGCCUUGCCGCACAUAAAGCUUUCGAACGGCAAAGAGAAACUGAAACGGAUCGAGUUCCUUGCCCACGUCCGCAAUCGUGCUUUGAUCCCUCUGGAAGAUCCAAAAUCGUCUGCGUACUCGGUACGUUUCGACAAGCUGCUCUACCUUAACGACGUUGUCUUCGAUCCCAUUGAUGCGGCAAAUCUCCUUUUUUCGACUAAUGUCGACAAAACCGGCAAGGCCAAAUAUCAUGCUGCUUGUGCAGCCGAUUUCAUCGACCCUUUCAAAUACUAUGACACGUUUGCAACGAGAGACGAUCAAGGCAGUCGGAUCGGUGUGCCCAUCUAUCCGUGGUUCAGUGAUGCAGGCAACGCGAACAGCCGCAAAGAUGUGCUUGGUCAGAAAGACGCAGUGAGAGUACGGAGUUGCUGGGGUGGCAUGACUGCAUUCAACGCAACCUGGUUUCAGCCAGAUGGUAUACAUCUUGAUCUGGGCAUCGCCGACUUGACGGUGGACCACAACGCGACAUCGACUGGCCAAGAUUCCAAGAACUAUGAUUACACAACAGUCACGCCCUUAUCAGAACGCUCUGCCAGACCGAUCCGUUUCCGGGCCUCGGCCGACACCUUUUGGGAUGCCAGCGAAUGCUGCCUCAUCCACGCUGAUCUUGCUGCAGCCGUCAACCACUCGGGCUCGGCAUCAACUGGUAUCUACCUGAAUCCUUACAUCAGGGUCGCAUAUAGCAGCAGAACCCUUUCCUUCCUUCGCCUUAGUCGUCGAUUCGAGCGUCUGUUUGCACCUAUCCAGAAGUUGCUAAGCACGAGUCUUGGUCUGCCAAUCGAAAAUCCUAGAAGAAAACAAGAAGUGGGCAAGGAGUACGAAGAUGUGGUUUGGGAGUAUGAUGAUGCCGCACUGAAUGUGUCUGGCAACAUGUCUGGCGGGUACAGAAAUGUGACGAGAGCUGCACUUCCAGGGGGAUUCUGUGGGCUUAGACAACUUUCUGUACUUGGUGAGGGCAACGAGGUGAGAAAAUGGUUCAACGAAGCUGUGGAGGUGCCAGGGCUUGGAAGA
Molecule: messenger RNA, 1428 nt
Organism: Aureobasidium uvarum
Lineage: Eukaryota; Fungi; Ascomycota; Dothideomycetes; Dothideales; Saccotheciaceae
Source: the annotation of a GenBank genome assembly